AUGAUGCAAAAGACACUUAAUUAUGUAGGAGAGACUUGCGAUCAGACUUUCGUGCCACACAACCAUUAACUAAUUAAUGUUAUCAAUGACAAGUAUUGGAGCAUAGCAUAUCUAUUUUUGAUUCAUUUGUUUGCGUAACUACAGGACUCAGGAAAAAUUCUUUUACUUCACUCUAUGGUGAUGAUUGUGAUUAUUUUUGUCAAAUUCUAUCACUAUAAUCAUUUCAUGCAUCGCAAAGACAAACCUAAAUUCAUUGCUAUUACAUUUUGCCUUGCAUGGCAAGCUGAUAAUGGUGGGUUAUUCUUUGGAAGUGCAUUCGGCUCUAGACCAUUCGCUUAAAGUUUAUCUCCCAAAAAGACAAGGGAAGGUAUCAUAGGCGCAUUCUUCCUUUGCUUUGUUAGCUCACUAUUGAUGUGGGUUAUAGCUCAUUACAUCUCUGAUUUCCUCUAUGUGAAGAUUGGCUUAUUGGAUUACGCUAUUAUUGGAGCAGUUAGCGGAGUACUAGCUGUUCUUAGUGAUUUAACAGAGAGCUUUAUGAAGAGGUGUGCUAAUGUCAAGGAUUCAAGUUCCUUUUUCCCUGGUCAUGGUGGGUUCUUCGAUAGAUUAGACUCAAUAUUGCUUCCCUUAGUGUUUGUAUACUGGUACAUGAAUACAUACCUUAAAUAUACAUUUAUAACUAGUGAUCUUUGA
Molecule: messenger RNA, 690 nt
Organism: Stylonychia lemnae
Lineage: Eukaryota; Ciliophora; Spirotrichea; Sporadotrichida; Oxytrichidae
Source: the annotation of a GenBank genome assembly